Messenger RNA from Lolium perenne, 1332 nucleotides. RefSeq lists its product as uncharacterized. NCBI's taxonomy places the organism in Eukaryota, Viridiplantae, Streptophyta, Magnoliopsida, Poales, Poaceae. The record is from RefSeq and is a predicted model, not a curated record. Gene Ontology annotation, molecular function: protein binding.
AUGGCAGAACCAUACGCGAGUCCAGGCUGGUCAGGCCUCGCCAUCGAUCUCCUGAUCCACGUCGUUCAACUCCUCGAGCUUCCGGAAGCUCUCGCCUUCCGCGCCGUCUGCCCGUUAUGGCGCUCUGCCUCCACGGCCGCCGCCGGCGUGCCGCGUACUCGCCAAACGCCAUGGCUCGUGUCCUUGGUGACGGACCCACUUCCCAGAGAGAAGCAGAGUCGUAGGGCAUGGGAUCCAAGCGUUUCUUUCAAGUUCCUUAACGUCCCGGACGAGAAAACGUAUCAGGUCAGCCUCCCCCAGGGCAAGGGCAAGGGCAAGGCCGUGGCCUUGUGCGGGGCCUCCCACGGCUGGCUGGUCCUGGCCAACGAACUCUCCAACCUCGUGCUCUACGACCCCUUCGCCAUGACCACCAUCCCGCUGCCGCCCAUCACCGGCUUCUCCAAGUGCAUCCAGGGGGUCUACGGAGACGACGACGGCGGGAACCUGGAGGGCUACCGUUAUCUGUUUUACCGUGGCGGCGACGCUACUUACGACGUGGUGGCUCCCGGCAUGACCUUUUAUGACAAGCUCGUGCUGUCCGGCUCUCCAUCUACUGCAGCCAGCGCCAUCGCUCUGGUCGUCCACACAGCUGGCAAGCAGCUCUCCUUUGCGAGGGUUGGAGGAGCAGGCAGCAGUUCUGCUUGGCGGCUGCUGGAUUCGAUGAUCGAAGGAGCUGCUCGUGAUAGUUUUGCCGAUGUUAUCCACCACCGUGGCAGCAGGUUCUACGCCCUCACCAUGAAAGGGGUACUCGUCUCCUUCAACUUUUCCCGACGGAAUAAACCCAAGAGGGAAACCAUCAUCGCCAGGGACGACAAGGAUGUCAUCACCAGGUACCUAGUUUCGGCUCCAUGGGGACAUCUUCUACAGAUACGCGUCAUCCUCCACACGGACCGGAAGAAGGGCGUCAGGGUGGAAAUAGACAGGCUAGACCUCAUAGGCCGCAGAAUGGUGGGACUGUCCCCAACAAAGGCUCUACAAGGACACACGGUGUUCCUCGGACAAAAUAGCCCGGGUGUUUUAUCCGCCGACAAAUUCCCGGAGUUGAGACCAGACUGUAUAUACUUCACAACUCCAUGGCUCAAGAACACAAUUGCGUACGGAAAGCCCUACAACCGAUGGAGGAGCGGUGUAAAGGUUUAUGACUUGAAAAAGCAGACGUUGGAGCAUUCUUUCCAGUGUAGGGAUGAGAGUUACGAAAGAGCCUCUAAUCCGCAGGAGGUCUGGUUCACGCCGAGGCAGCUGCCAUACAAAACAUUCACUGCUUCUCUUCCUUUUCUCUAUGACUCGCAUUAG